AUGAGACAAGUCUGGAGCGUGUGUCUGAGAUGCGCGCUGUCUCGGAGUGAUCUGCCUGAGCGCCUCCCUCUGCCCCUAGAGGAGGACAGGUGUAGUGCGGCAAGCCCUCCUCCAUCUACAGCCGCAACAACUGUUUCACAAGCACAUCACCACAACAGCACUUCCAAAUCAGGUUUUGGGGUCGAGAUACUGGAUGUGAAAAAGUGGCGUAUACUGCGACAGAUGGAGCAGAUCCUGCUACUCCAACACAGAAAACUCCGAGCUCGCCUUGAUAUAGCCGCGCACGUGCUCAAGUCCCUUCAGCUGGUCCUCCCACAGUCCAGUAAACAUGGUCUCCCUGUGCAGGAACUUCAAUGCAGGGCGCUUUACUUUUUCCGAAAUCGUCUUCUGGCGUCUGCCCCACGUCCACGGCAGACUGUGGCUUUGUGUGGAGACUCCGACAGACGGGGUUUGAGUGGAACCCCCAGCAGGAAGUCCUCAGGGAGACGCUUAUGUUCUCCCAGUGCGGAGUUUGUGGCGCGUGUGAGUGGGACCACCAUGGCCAAGCUGCCCUUCCAGGAGACUGCAGAGGGGCUGGAUGCGGCCUUUGUAGGGGUCCCUAUCGACACCGGGACCUCCAACCGACCUGGAGCCAGGUUCGGUCCCAGACAGAUCAGAGUGGAGUCAGCCUUGUUGAGGGCGUACAACAGCGGCACCAGGGCGGCACCUUUUGAGUCCAUUAUGGUGGCUGAUAUCGGGGAUGUGAAUGUGAAUGUGUAUGACCUGAAGGAUACGUGCAAACGCAUCAGGGAGGCCUACCGAAAGAUCCUGGCUACUGGCUGUAUCCCUCUGACAAUGGGUGGCGAUCACACAAUAGCAUACCCAAUCCUUCAAGCUGUUGCUGAGAAGUAUGGCCCAGUGGGUCUGGUCCACGUUGAUGCUCACGCUGACACCAGUGAUGUGGUCUUGGGGGAAAGGAUUGGCCAUGGGACCCCAUUCAGACGGUGCGUUGAGGAGGGACUGCUGGACUGUAAGAGGGUGGUGCAGAUUGGACUGCGUGGUACAGGUUACUCUGCAGACUCCUAUGAAUGGAGCAGAGCCCAGGGUUUCCGUGUGGUCCAAGUGGAAGAGUGUUGGUUCAAGUCUCUUGCACCUCUGAUGGCUGAGGUCAGGACUCAAAUGGGCAACGGUCCAGUGUACCUCAGUUUCGAUAUCGACGCUCUGGACCCGGGCUUUGCUCCUGGAACCGGUACGCCAGAGAUAGCAGGGCUGACUCCCAUCCAGGGAGUUGAGAUUAUCCGAGGCUGCCGUGGUCUAAACCUAGUGGGAUGCGAUCUCGUGGAGGUCUCCCCUCCUUAUGACACCACAGGGAACACUGCGCUGACUGGUGCUAACCUCCUUUUUGAAAUGCUGUGUGUCCUUCCUAAAGUUAAACACUACUGAUCAAUAUUGUACGUAGACGUCACAAAACAACAGGCACUUUAACAAUGAAUAAAGAUGCCUGAAAGUUGCAUAAUCAGGACAAGGAGAUGAUGGUGGAAAGGAAUACAACAAGAGGAUAAAUGCACUUUUGAAUGAAGUUAAAACAGUAGAAGAGGCUAAAUCUUAAAAUGUAUUCUUUAUCAAACAAAAUGCAGUGUUUUAUUCACUCAUGGAAGCUGUUUAAAUGUAUUGAUCUGGUCCUUGUCAUGUCAUCAAUCUAGUGAUAGCUUUAUUUACAGAACUGUGCAGUACUUGUGUUGUUUUUGCACAGUUGGGAUGAGCAUAAUAUCUAUUUCUCAGUCUCUUUAUUAAAAUGCAACAAAAAAUAGAGCAUUAAAAACUCACAAAAAAUAUGAAGUACAUAGCUUCUAUAAGAAACAGUAUUAAGAGUGAAGCAGUGAAAAAAACAUUGGACAUGUGUUGAAUGAAACCUGGUGUAAAAAACUAGAUUAGUUCAGUAAAUCUUAUCUUGUUUUUAAUGCUCUUCAUUGUUUCAGUUGCAUGUUGUUACAGAGACUGAGAAGUGUGCACCUACAUUAUAAUAUAUCAUUAUGCUCAUACUAAAAGUAAAAACCUACUUGUGGCUUCUUUUGCACAGCGCUUUAUGUACAAUAUUAUGUGUAAUAUUUACAUUGAAAAAUACCAUGAAGUUAUUUUUGUAAUUCAUGUUGAAAGAAAAAAAAUGAAUAAAUUGAGCAAACAGACAAAUAGAAUACCUUUCUUAUGUCUGUCGGGAAUUUCUCUCUUUUCUUUCUUCUGUAUAUAAAUACAAAAAGAAGGAAUUUGGUGAAUACCAUAAUUAUUAUAUUUGUUUCAGUUUUAAGUAGAGGGGAGUUCCGAUGACUGAAUAAACCAGACCUUUAUUUAUGAACGCUAUAGAAUAAUUAUCUCACUCAGAACAUCCUUAAGACUAAACUGAAAUGAAUCAUCAGUAUAAUUAUAAAUAUAAGCACUCAUGUAUUAGUUUCAGACCUUGGAAGUGAAUGGAUAUCAGUGUUGUUUAUACAUGGGAUUGUGGUUUCCUGUUUAGUGGGUGAGUGUGAACAUGUUAAAGCUGUAUUAUAUAACACAAUGUGACACUGGUGGACAGUGAACUAAAACAAAUUUACCUUUUGUUUUCUGAUUUUACUGUCUUUGGACUAAUCACAGCAGUGAUGUAAACAUGAAAUUGUUUGAUAAGAGACAUUGAAACAAAUCUUUCCUUCAGAAACUGGGUAGCCUAUAAUUUCACAUACCCAACUGCAGUAUAUACUGUGUAUUUUACACCACAGACUCUAAAAUUUGUAAAUGUUAGACCAGACAGGUUAAUAUUUAAUGGAAAUGAGAGGACCUGUCUGUUGAAGGACUGAU
Sphaeramia orbicularis (orbiculate cardinalfish) is the source of this 2811-nucleotide messenger RNA. RefSeq names its product agmatinase (putative) (gene agmat). Gene Ontology annotation, molecular function: metal ion binding; agmatinase activity. The record is from RefSeq and is a predicted model, not a curated record. NCBI's taxonomy places the organism in Eukaryota, Metazoa, Chordata, Actinopteri, Kurtiformes, Apogonidae.